CGUUUGUUUAUUGGGGAAUCCCCCACAAACCGACACUUUCAGUCAAACUUUUUUGAUCGUUUCAUCAGUUUCGUUCCACUUACCACAUUCACGUUGUUUAUCAAAAAGAGAAUAAAAAAUGCAAGAAGUCAAGUUGAAGUUCAAUAUCGACAACCCUAAAAUGCAGAUCAUUGAAAAGCACAAUCUUGACAUUCCUGAUCAUUUAAAUGUGGAGUUCUUUCAAAAAGCUCUAAAAGUUGGGUUCAACUUAUCAAAUGGCAUUGUUAUCGAACAAAUUAUAUUUUCCCCCGGUUGUGCUGAUGGUGAUAGCUUCACAAGUCUAAUUUAUCGAGCUAAAGUACGCUAUUCCUAUAAAAUACCAAACAACGAAGUUUUAUUGAAACCCAUCUCACUCAUCAUCAAAUGUAUUCCAGUUGAUGGUGAUCGUGAAAUAUUCAAAAUGAUGAAUGUUUACGGAAAAGAAGUUAAUAUGUAUACAAAAGUUUUGCCAGCUGUUGAAAAAAUGCUUGUAGCUAAAAAUAUUUCUGGACAAAUGGUUCCAAAAUUGAUCUACAAACAAGAUCAUCCAGUUGGGACAAUUGUUUUUCAAGAUCUCAAUGAACAUGGCUUAGUUUUGGCAAAUCGAUGUCAAGGUUUAAGCGAGGAUCAAACCAAAAUGGUUCUUACCAAAAUUGGUCAAUUUCAUGCAGCUACAAUGGUCCUCGCUAGAGAUCAACCGGAAGUUAUGAAACUGUUUAAGCAGCCAACAAUAGACAAGGAUGCCCAAAAUACUGUACGUGAUUCGGUGUUUCGUGCAAAUAUAAAUGAUAUGGCUGAUCUUGUUGAAGAUUGGGAAGGUUUCGAGCAGAUUGCCCGAAAGUUGCGCAAAGUUAGCGAUGAUUUUUAUGAUCGUGUGAUAAAUUGUGUUUAUAAUAAAGAGGCUUUUAAAGUAUUGAAUCAUGGUGAUCUCUGGGUUAAUAACUGUAUGUUUAAGCAUUCGGAUGGUGUCCCAAAAAAUCUAUUAUUUAUUGAUUUUCAGUUAAGUUACUACGCUAGUCCUAUUUUCGAUCUUCAUUAUUUUCUCAAUACAAGUGUGCCCUUAGAUAUCCUGUCAAAAAAACGUAGUUUACUACUUUUAACCUACUUUAAAGCUUUGCAGUUGACUUUGGAGGCUCUGGAAUAUGAUGAAAUUCCAACUUUAGAAGAAUUUACCAAUGAAGUUCGAGCAAAAGAAUUCAUUGGUUUCUGGGCAUUUGAGGCUUUUUUACCAUUGUUAACUAUAGAUAAGACAGCUUCUAAGGAAAAUCGUAUUGAAAGUUUUAAAAACGAAGAUGCAGCCAAGCAUAAACGAGAAGUAAUGUUUUCUUCGGAGCGAUUUUUGAAAACAAUCAGAUAUUCUUUACCUUACUUUGAUAAGUUGGGAGUAUUGGAUUGAGUGAUAUUUUGAUUUCUUUCAAAUUAUUUGAUAGUUAAGAGUGAUAAUUGGUCAUAGAGAGCUUUUAAAGACAUAUUUAAUAUUUUGUAUUUUAAUAAAGCAGUAUUUUUGCGUAACUGCUAAAGAACCGUACAAAUUAAAUAAACAUUAGGUUUAGUUUAAUAUUUAA
Molecule: messenger RNA, 1583 nt
Organism: Episyrphus balteatus (marmalade hoverfly)
Lineage: Eukaryota; Metazoa; Arthropoda; Insecta; Diptera; Syrphidae
Exons: 5
Coding region: 119-1414 (431 amino acids)
Source: RefSeq, a predicted model, not a curated record